Stereum hirsutum FP-91666 SS1 is the source of this 2047-nucleotide messenger RNA. Its product is annotated as alpha/beta-hydrolase. The transcript has 13 exons. The record is from RefSeq and is a predicted model, not a curated record. The coding region runs from base 95 to 1735 and encodes 546 amino acids. Gene Ontology annotation, molecular function: hydrolase activity. Lineage: Eukaryota; Fungi; Basidiomycota; Agaricomycetes; Russulales; Stereaceae.
CACGGGUCAGUUUCAACAGGACCAUUCCCUUCGAGGACGGCGGACGUUCUAUCGACACUUGUGUUUUGUGGUCACCCGGCUUUGAAACGUACAGAUGGCAUUUCAUCGUCUACUCUCGAAUGUGGUUGUUACCACCUUGGCUCUAUGUCUCCUCUCAGAAGCAGGCUCCAUUUCUACGCCCUCGGCGCGGGCAUCUAAUGCGGACCCACUGAACACCACAAUUACCUUGGACUAUGGAACUUUCAUCGGGACGAGCAACACUACCAGCGGUAUACUCUCGUUCAAGGGUGUUCGCUAUGCUGAUGCGCCUACUGGUGACAACCGUUUCCGAGCUCCCAUAUCGCCUCCGACUACACAGCUUGGCACUGUUGAUGCUAGUAAUUUUGCGGACAUCUGCAUCCAAGCGACUUCCACCAGUGUCACGGGAACUCAGUCGGAAGACUGCCUCUUCGGAAACAUAUAUGUCCCCAUCGGUACAACACCCGAUUCUCAACUGCCCGUUCUGGUCUACUUUCACGGCGGAGGGUUCCAGGCAGGAGAUACAACAUCGUUCUUCCCUGACUUGUUACUCGAUACUUCGGCAGAGCCUAUGAUCUUUGCCACUUUCGCGUAUCGACUGGGCGCGUUCGGCUUCCUCGGUGGUCCUGAAGUCUUUGCUAAUGGCGAUGGGAACGCCGGAUUAUUGGACCAACGUGCUGCACUUCGUUGGGUUCAAACAUAUAUAUCCGCCUUUGGGGGAAACAGCGGCAAUGUGACGAUUUGGGGAGAGUCCGCCGGUGCUGGCGCCAUAAUGUUCCAUCUUAUUGCUACUGGAGGGGACAACGAGGGACUUUUCACAAGAGCCAUUGGUGACUCGGCUUCGUUGUCUUUCCUUCCUCCGUACACCGAUGGAUUUAUAGAGACAUUGUACCAGCAGCUCGCUAUCAAUGCUGGAUGUGGCGGUGUGACCGAUUCUCUUGCAUGCUUGCGAGCGGCCAAUGUCAACGCUUUGGCGAACGCGAGCAGCGUCACGCUGAAGGCCCGUCCAGCUGCCCUCUUCCCCUUCGCUCCGUCCAUAGACGGAACGUUUCUCACCGAGAGAACCACUGAGGCGUUCGCAAAUGGACGUUUUGCACAAGUUCCUGUCUCUAUCGGCUCCAACACCAACGAGGGAAACAACUGGUCCGAAGGUCUCCCCACGUCGUCGGGUGCCAACGUCGGAGUAUCGGGUGCUACGAGUCAAACCGUUUUCAACUUCCUCGCCGGACAAUUUCCCAAUAUCACACAAGAAACGUUCAGCUUGAUCGAAGAACAGUACCCCAUAACGAGCUUCAACAAUUCUUUAGAGCUUCAGACAUCGGCGAUCUAUGGGGAGGCGAGAUACAUAUGUACCGCGUUGCUGAUUACCGGAGCUGUGACGAACUUUAGCAACACGGCAUACCAGUAUCGUUAUGACAACCCUGAUGCUCAGGGGUUCACCGUGCAUGGGUCUGAUCUCACGGCGUUCUUCAGUUUCUCGAACCCGUCUUUGCCGCUUUUCACAGCCAUGAGACAAUACUUCACCUCGUUCGUGACCGGUGGCGUGCCCGUUGCGACUGGCGAAAGCAAUAACGAAGCUACCUGGGAGCCGGUCAAUACGGCGACUGGGACGCCUAGGAUACUGUUCCAUCCCGAUGCAGUGGCUAUGGAGGUCGACGAUGCCUUGGUCUCUAGGUGUGAGUUCUGGAGGACGACGGAUGUCCAAUUGCAGCGGUAGGAUCAUGUGUACGACGCAUUGUUUCGUUGUCCGCAAAGCCUCGGGUUCAUGUUGUAUACAGAUGAUGCCAGUGAAAUCAUAUCGAGGGCACACACCCUCUGAUCCGUCAAAAGCUGUCGGAAGUUGUUCAAUGCCCCAGCCCUGAAGAACAGUUCACACCGCACGAUCGACGUAAGGCUCGCCACGCCAUCUUUGAAGUCUGCCGAAAGAGCGUACCAUUUACGGGAUUGUGUAGCACAGGCGCGACAUUUAGUUCAAUACUAUUGUACCAGACUGGCAGACUCUGCCCUGACUACUUAAGCUUAUUAUUAC